AUGGAGAGUUUGGAAAAAGACGAGGAUCUACCUCACAGAAAGAAGGUAAGCUCGGUUGGAAGUCUGUCUAAGCUGUAUAAUGAGUAUAAAGAGUUCUUGAAUGGCAUGGUGCAUGAGAAGCCGGGUAUAGUUUUGGAGGAAAUGACGGAGCAACUGAAUACUCAGUUUAUGGAUCUUGAGAUUGAGAAAUCUGCUUUGCACGAGUUCCUCACUGACAAAUGCCACUUUUUUCUUAGAAGGCGGAAUAGUCCUGCGAAGAUUGAAUACAGAUACAAUUGGGUUAAACAAGGACAAGAGACCGAUAUGUGUUAUGCGAUGGACAAACACAAGGAGUUUAAGGGCCAUUAUUUGAUCAUAGACAACGCCUUGUCCACAAAAUCAAAAGACAUUCAAUUGUAUAUUGAAGGUAGAGGGUAUAGGUGUGCCUAUCUCCGACUUUACUCUCUGGAGCUUAAUCCUAUUGAAGAAUUUUGGCCUGUAGUGAAAAGCAAGCUUAAAAGAGUGGCUCUUUUGGAUGAAGAAGCGCUGUCAAAUAGGAUUUAUGAUGCUCUUAGAAAGGUGAUAAUCAUCGAUUUAUAA
This is a messenger RNA of Phycomyces blakesleeanus NRRL 1555(-), 579 nucleotides long. RefSeq lists its product as hypothetical. NCBI's taxonomy places the organism in Eukaryota, Fungi, Mucoromycota, Mucoromycetes, Mucorales, Phycomycetaceae. The coding region runs from base 1 to 579 and encodes 192 amino acids. The transcript is spliced from 3 exons. The record is from RefSeq and is a predicted model, not a curated record. Gene Ontology annotation, molecular function: nucleic acid binding.